AUGUCUAACUGUGCAAUAGGACCUGACGGGGAACUCAAAGAUGCCGCUGAUAUCGAGUGGUAUGCCUCUGAGUCCGACGAACGGCCCAUUGCUGGACCGUCAAUGUCCGGCUCUUCUCCUGCAAGUGCACCUCCCGCGCCUUCCGCACCUGUCUCACCGAUAGUCAACGCGCAGCCGCCUCGGAACGCCUUCGACCUGCUUGGGAAGGCCCCUGCGGAGAAGGUAGGCGGUUUGCUGCGUUCUGCCCGUGUCAGCAAGCCUUCAGGUAGAGUCAAAGACCCGAAUAAUGCUGCAGGCGGGAUCUCUCCUCCCAAAUCAGCAAAGCGCCGGAACGAUGAUGCUCAGGCUGGCGACAACCCAAACCCCAGCAAAAGACGAGCUACAUCAAAGAGGUGUGCUGUGUCCGACUCCAAAGACGCUGACCCUCCCAUAGCACAUCGAUGA
Messenger RNA from Gloeophyllum trabeum ATCC 11539, 444 nucleotides. RefSeq lists its product as uncharacterized. The record is from RefSeq and is a predicted model, not a curated record. Lineage: Eukaryota; Fungi; Basidiomycota; Agaricomycetes; Gloeophyllales; Gloeophyllaceae. Bases 1 to 444 code for a protein of 147 amino acids. The transcript has a single exon.